UUUUAUUAAUUUCAGUUAAUAUUACUAUUUAUAUAUUUGUAUUGGAGGAUUGUACCCCAAAAUGAGUGUGAGGACUCCAGGCAAUCCCAUUGUGUUUUUUGAUAUUUCUAUUGGUGGCCAGGAUGUAGGUCGAAUGAAAAUGGAGUUAUUCAAAGAUGUCGUGCCAAAUACUGCGGAAAAUUUUAGACAAUUUUGUACAGGAGAAUACAAAGUAGAUGGGAUUCCUAUCGGUUACAAAGGAGCAACUUUUCAUCGAAUUAUUAAAGAUUUCAUGGUUCAGGGAGGUGAUUUUGUAAAGGGAGAUGGGACAGGCCUCACAAGCAUAUAUAAUGGCAUAAAAUUUGCAGAUGAAAAUUUUAAAGAAAAGCAUACAGGACCAGGAUUGCUAUCAAUGGCCAACAGCGGACCUAAUACAAAUGGAUGUCAGUUCUUUAUUACUUGUGCGAACUGUGAGUUCCUUGACAAAAAGCAUGUAGUAUUUGGUAAAUUAUUGACUGAAGGGUUGCUAGUUAUGAGAAAGAUAGAAAAUACUCCAGUCGGUGCGAACAACCGACCAAAGUUGCCUGUCGUAGUAACACAAUGUGGAGAAUACUGAGCGGCGAAUUCUUUCUACGGAAUGUUUUAAGGAAACAUGCUCGUAAUGCGUGACUACAGAACUUUGACAGCAGUGUUCUUCCGGAAAAAUAUCUUUGCAAAGUAUGAUUAUGGGACCUUAUCUACUCCAUAUUGAAGAUCAUGCUCAUGAUAUGUGACUGCAAAAAUUAGACACUAACUUUUUGUCAGCAAAUUUGCUCGUAGUGCGUAACAGAAGAUCUGAAGUUGCACAAAUCAAUCAUAUAGGAGUAAAUUUUGACAAUAGAAAUAUUGCUCGCUACUAAGGAUCUAGCUAAAAAAUGAUUUUUAUAAAAUUUUACUCAUUAAAAUAUGGCUUUUUCAUUA
Molecule: messenger RNA, 939 nt
Organism: Styela clava
Lineage: Eukaryota; Metazoa; Chordata; Ascidiacea; Stolidobranchia; Styelidae
Source: RefSeq, a predicted model, not a curated record